AUGGACAAACCAGCGGUCUAUGCUCGCGUUAUUAAAAUUAUUGGCCGCACUGGCUGUCAGGGUCAGUGUACACAGGUCAAAGUGGAGUUCCUGGGCGAGCAGAGCCGUCAGAUGAUACGUAAUGUAAAGGGACCCAUCCGCGUGGGUGACAUUCUCACACUUUUGGAGUCGGAACGUGAGGCCAGAAGGCUUUGUUAGAAGAGCGCAAAGCAGCAGAUGUCUUGGAGUGCUUAAA
Messenger RNA from Drosophila subobscura, 235 nucleotides. Its product is annotated as 40S ribosomal protein S28-like. The record is from RefSeq and is a predicted model, not a curated record. Gene Ontology annotation, biological process: maturation of SSU-rRNA; ribosomal small subunit assembly; translation. Gene Ontology annotation, cellular component: ribosome; cytosolic small ribosomal subunit. Bases 1 to 198 code for a protein of 65 amino acids. Lineage: Eukaryota; Metazoa; Arthropoda; Insecta; Diptera; Drosophilidae. Gene Ontology annotation, molecular function: structural constituent of ribosome. The transcript has a single exon.